Messenger RNA from Aureobasidium subglaciale EXF-2481, 7684 nucleotides. RefSeq lists its product as uncharacterized. The record is from RefSeq and is a predicted model, not a curated record. The transcript has 2 exons. Gene Ontology annotation, biological process: phosphatidylinositol phosphate biosynthetic process. Gene Ontology annotation, cellular component: endosome membrane; fungal-type vacuole membrane. Gene Ontology annotation, molecular function: 1-phosphatidylinositol-3-phosphate 5-kinase activity; ATP binding; metal ion binding. Lineage: Eukaryota; Fungi; Ascomycota; Dothideomycetes; Dothideales; Saccotheciaceae. The coding region runs from base 244 to 7596 and encodes 2450 amino acids.
CGAACACAUUCACCACCUACGACUAAAAGCGGGAAUCAUCGCUGGUGCCCGGACGUCUUUGGCAUCUUGACUGGACACUCUCUCAACAAACAUAAUCACCCCUCAUCUAUCGCCUGCCUACGAACCCACAAAGAAGACGCGACCCGUAACCCCUUGAAGCAGCACACAUUCAGUCGGCCGACUAGGAAGAAUCACAGCGAACGAUGCGCGCACAUCCAUCUCCUACAGGCUGAGCGCUCUGGAAUGCCUAUCACCGGCAUAAUGGAUUCAUUACCGACCUCGAGGCGGGCCUCGUUGUCAUCCAUGAACUCGCCCACUGUCGACAAGGAGGCCUUGCAGAAAGAGCUGGACCACAUUCAUACAACCGCCUCGCGAACAGACACCUUGACUUCAUUCAGCGACUUUGAGCGUAGUCGCACGAGUAGCCCACGUAUUCCGGGUCCGAAAGAGUUGGUCAGUGGCCGUAUCAGCGGCUUGUACUCGCGCUUGAGGCAGAGCGUCGGCGCCUCGUCUCCUGCCUCGGACACUUCAACACGUCCUGCAAGUCGAGGGAGCUACGCCGUCACAGAUGCCUCGUCUUUGAGGAGUUUCUCCAAGCAAGACUCGCCUACACUCCUUCGCUCGAAUCAUGCUUCACGUCCAAGCGACGCUAGUGCUGCCAUCACUGAACCCGACUUUGCCCCACCUCCGUCGAUACCUUCGUCUGCUGUCCAUUCUCGUCCUGGCUCUCGUGAUUUGACUCGCUCGGCAUUGCACACGGCUGCAUCGUCUCCUUCAGCAAGACGUACUUCGCCAAUUCGAGAUACCGAAGGUAAUCAGAGUCAGCCUUCCAUAGCUGAGAAUAAACGAUUGUCGCAAAACUUCGACGGAAGGCGUCUAUCACAAAAUGUCGAGGCAAAGCGAUCCUCGGUCAAUUUUGACAAUAAUCGACAAUCACUGACAGCCGAAGGAAAACGUCUGUCACAUUCAGAUGCCCCUUUCAUGGGCCCUCGGCCAGAGCGUCCUACAAUAUCUGUGCAGUCCGAGAGGACAGACAGUCCUUCGAGUACAGUUGUGCCUGACGAUCGACGUGACAGCGAUGCUUCUUCCAGAUCCCAGAGCCAGUCAAAACCUGAGCGCCCUCCCCUUCGCGUGUCUGCUUCACAUCUACCAAACCUACGAAUCUCCCAGGCGUCCGUCGUAGAUGGAGUGCUUGACACCUCUUCAAUAUUCAGCACAAAACUCAGUACGCCUAUGCUUGACAUACAACCAAACUUCAAUUCUGCCAUGCAAACCCGCCGAAUAGCAGAAAGAGAAGGUCAACAGCUGGAAGGCUUGGACAAGAGAUCUGCCACCAUCCCCGCUCAUCUCAAGCGACGCGUCAUCAGUAAAGAAUUUUGGAUGAAGGACGAGAACGCUCGUGAUUGCUUCUACUGCGGUGAUACCUUUUCAACGUUCCGCAGGAAGCAUCAUUGCAGGACUUGUGGUCAGAUCUUUGAUGCCAAAUGCACUGUGACUGUUGAAGGUAAGCCUUUCGGCCAAUCUGGUACACUGAGACUUUGCAAGCCAUGCGAUGCUAUGAUAUACGGAAGCGACGAUGACUCCACGCUCUUCACCGACGAAGACGACCGUGUGAGAUCUCCAGUCUCUGCAUCUCACUCCCAAGAGCAAGACAUGUUCAAGCCCAAUGAGCCAGCUCUUGCAACACCUUCCAUUGGUAUUCCAGUCUCGAGAAGGAACAGAGAAGCUAAGAGACGCUCUGCUGUCAUCGAGUUUGAUAUGCAACCUACGUUAGCACGGCCGAGCUCAUCACGAUCUUUGAAAUCAAUGACCGGCAGACCACACUCCAAUCACAAGCGCCACCACUCUCGACAUCAAUCUGUGCGUCCGCUCAAGACUGCUGCAGAGGAACGAGGACCGUUCUCCCAAAACAGCAUUACCCAUCGACGAGGACCUUUCACGCCUUUCCACAACGACAACAUCGUUGAUCCAGAUCUCGCUCCGUUCCUUUCCGACGACGGCUCUGACCCGGAAGACCAACCUAGCAUUUACACCACUAUCAGUGACGCUGCUGGCCCUUCAUCGUUUGACCGCGCGAGCUUCUUAAGCUCGGCAGUAAAGAAGAGCCGCUCACGCAGGGCGGAUAGGAGUGCUGGUGGACAUAGCAUACGUUCUUCUCGUGACCUAGAGCAUCUCAUGUUUACAUCCAAGCAUAUCCCACCUAAACAACGAAAGCAACGCAAUUCAAGCAUUGGAAGCGUUGGCAUAUCGCGUCCUUCGCCUCGUAGGAGUCGAAGUCAGAACAUGAAGAUACUGGAAGCCGGCGCGAACGACCCAUCAGUAUUCGACAUCUUCAAUCCAGCACUUGCAGAUCAAGCACAAGUCAAACGCAGCUCUGGCAUGCACGGUCUGAACGCACCCGCGAUUGAACUCAAUAGAGCUAGUCUGCAGCAUGUAGAGCGUCUUCUGACACAACUACUGAAAGAGUCCAAGAUUCCUCGGCGCAGGCACUGGCAAAAAGCAUUGAUGCCAAUCCUUCUACAAUGUCCCAAUGACGUAGAUCCUGAUGUUCAGAAUGGUGAUGAUAUGGAUAUCAGGAAUUAUAUCAAGAUCAAGAAAGUACCAGGAGGAAAGCCUGGUGAUACAUCUUAUGUCUCGGGGGUUGUUUUUAGCAAAAACAUCGCACUGAAAGGCAUGCGUCGCAGUUUUGUCCGCCCUCGGAUUGUGAUCAUAACUUUCGCCAUUGAAUAUGCUCGCCAUAACCAUCAUUUCAUGAGUUUGCAGCCUGUUAUGGACCAGGAGAAAGAGUACCUUGAGAACCUUGUCGGUCGCAUUGUAACAUUGAAGCCGCAAAUUCUUCUGGUUCAGCGAAAUGUAUCAGGACUCGCCUUGAACAUGCUGCAUGAGGCUGGUAUCUCUGUCGUCUACAACAUCAAAGACUCGGUUCUCGCUGCUGUUGCUCGGAUGACGCAGACAGUCUUGAUCAAGUCGAUCGACAAAUUAUCAAUCGAUCCCUCUGGACUAGGAAUGUGCUCCAACUUUGAUGUCAAGACUUAUGUCCAUGGCAGGACCAGGAAAACAUUCAUCUGGAUUUCUGGCUGCCAGCCUGACCUUGGUUGCACAAUUGUCUUGCGUGGAGCGGAGCUGGAGACCCUCCGACAGAUCAAGCGAAUCACAGAAUUCAUGUGUUAUGUUGUGUAUAAUCUCAAGCUCGAGACUUGCCUCAUGAGGGACGAAUUCGUGUUGAUUCCUUCCUCGAUUGGCACCGCCAAGUCUACCCCUCCAAACAUCAACAUCGCAGUUGCUAAAUUUGCGGAUGUUCCUAAGGCUCCUAUCACACCUGUUGCUCAAACACACGGAGAGGAUGGUGAAAGUACGGAAGCAAAUGUCAAACUCGAAGACGAACAGCCUGAGAAUAAGCCCAACGAGCUGAACCACCUUGUUGACGCAGCACGACAUGUUGUACCUGAGCCUUUUUCCACACUUCCAGACGAUCAAGAUGAUGAGUCCAUGCCAUCGCAAUAUCGGGAACUCAUUGAGACAGCGAGGACUCGAUUGAUAUCGUCUUCGCCAUUCGUCAAAUUCCCCGAACCUGUCCUUCUUGCCAAAGUCCAAGACCAAGAACGUAGAGUUGAACAGACGAAACGCUUACGGGAUCGAUAUGAUUCUUUCGAGCUCAGAGAGGAGCAGAGCGAAAAAGCCAGUGAGAACAGAGAAGAAGUCAUAACACAGACCGAAAAGUUUGAAAUGGUCAUUCCCGAAAUGAUUACACAAGCCGUGCCAGCAGAUCAGACCAAGCCAACCCGCAAAUUCCUCCGAGAUAUACACGAAGCGCAAUACCAGAUGGCUCUCCACGACUACAACAUCAAAAAGCGACAAUGGGAGUCCUUCUUCUCCACCAGCAACAAUAACCCUUUUAACCCCUUCAGUCAUCAGAAUAUCUUCGUCUUACAUUCUCUCGUUAGCAACGCACUGUCUGCACCCUGUGCUGGUCCUGAAGUUCUCGGUCUCUCGUUUUAUGCUGGCUGGGGAAAUGCUGAACUCGGACUGGAAGAAGAUCUCACCCUUGGUCAGUUCAUCGAGGAGACUUGCGCUACCGCAGCUACUGCUUGUAAACAGUGCAGUCAUAGAAUGUUUGAUCAUCAUCGUCAAUAUGUUCACGGCGCUGGUCAGAUUAGUGUUUCGGUCAAGCGAUUCCCGUCCAAGUUCCAAAAUCUUCACAACACUAUCCUCAUGUGGUCAACAUGCAAGAUCUGUCAACAAGAAACUACAUGGAUACCGAUGUCAGACAAUACCUGGAAAUACUCUUUCGGAAAAUACUUGGAGCUUAGUUUCUGGAGCACGCCACUGAAACCUCGAGCAGGUGUGUGUCCUCAUGAUAUUCAUAAAGACUUUGUACGCUGUUUCGCAUUUCAAGGUCUUGCUGUUCGCAUCCAGUGGGACAAUGUCGAUACGUACGAUGUCUUGGUGCCGACACCGACGAUCAACUGGGAGGUCAAUGCUGGGCUGGAGCUCAAGAAUCAGCUUUAUUUGCACUUCCAAGCACGUCUAUCAGCUUUUGUUGCGUCCAUCAGGGUCCGUUUGAACUCUAUCAACCUGUCUACGGUGACACCCGAGAAACAGGCUGAUGCUGCAGCUACCCUUGAGAAAUUGACGCACAGAGUGGACAGCGACCAUGAGGCUCUCCUACAAAAACUCCAGGACAAGUACACGGCUUCAAAGUUCUACGAGAUCAUUCCGCUCAAUCGAGCAGUCCGUAUGAUGGACGAAAAGGCACUCGCUUGGGAUGAUGAAUUCCUCGACUUCGAAACCAAGUACUUCCCUUCAGAGCAUGAUAUCCGAAGACUUGCUACUCUGCAGCUAAAGAAGUUGUUUCUCGAUCGGGGCGAGACCACUGGCACUCCCAACAACGACUUGGGUGAUCCUGAUGAGGGCAUGGAAAUGAAAGAAAGACCCACCUCAGGUAUGGGUCUUACUGAUGAGGACCUCCAAUCAGAGAAGGCUCAGCAUAUGCUCACAUCCGUCGUCGAAGAACACGGGCACUCGCAUCCGAAAACGGACACUUCCACCACAUUUCUUGGUCCGGGCAAUCAGACAAUUGAAGUACCAGAUAAUCUCAUCCUAUCGAAGCAACUAUCUCCAAGUGAGAUAGAACAAGCUGUAGAGAGAGAAGACGUCAAGCACCUCGACCUUGCGGUUCCCUCAGCAUUCUCUGAGCCACCCGCGGACCAAGAAACACCCAGAGCCGAGAACUUGCCUCAGAUCGAUGAGAUGUUAGAUAUGAAGUCUCCGGAGGCUUCCGUGACUGAUCCUAAACCACUCAACUCCAGCAUUCUUGAACGUAUCGAACAAAUGCGUUCUUCUGCAGCAGCAGCGAUUAGUCCAGAAGCAGGUAUGCCAGAAUCGAAGAUACCUCGUCUUGUUCGCACUCGAGGUCCUAUAUCCCCGCCACUUGCUCGAACACAGUCUCAACCUGAUGGCAUCCCCAGAAGAGCAGCUGAGCCUACUCAGGAUAUGCCGACCAUCCACGCACUUGCGAGCGGUGAGAGUUCUGGGGCUACGACACCUACGCCCGGAAAACAUCAGAACAAGGACCUGGCCAAGUCUAUCGAACUACGUUUGAGUGAUCGCCUGGGUGGUGGGUUCAUCAAGGCCGGAAGAGGUCAACAGUCUUUGAUCCCCAGAUCGGUACCAAGCAAGGCUUUUGACAACAACACUCGUGUUUCAGCACUUGCCAAGCACUUCGAGCAGCUAUCUCGUGAGUUCGAAAGAGAAAGAGCGCGCGAGCGUAGACAGCGAGCAGCUCGAAGGAGACAAGUUCGUGCCAAUCCUCUGGCUAGCAGCAAACCUGUUGUGGAAGUCUACCGAGAUGCUCGCGAAGCUGUCGGAGAGAAGACAGAGACGGAGACUAUUGACCCUUCUGAAAGCAAAUCAAACGAGAUCGCCGACCUGCCUAUGGAGGACGUUCCCGACUCGCAGUCUGGACCUGUCCAAGACUCACACGAUCAUGAAGACGCUACGGAUAAUGAGACUGCGGAAUCCACAACUGGCCAGACCGAUACAGACGUUGAAGGCGAUACAACUGACAAUGAUAUACACCUGCCUUACAAACCCAAUCUCUCGGAUGCUGGAUCAAUCUCAGGCAAUGGAUCGACCGCAUCGCCCCAUGACACGGAUUCACAUCUAGAAAUGACACUGCCAAGGCAUGAAAAGCACUCUCUCAUGAAGAUGCUCACCAGUUUCUGGUCCGAGCGUUCAUCAUCCGGCUGGAUUGCACUUGACUAUCCUCUGCACUCUACAGAACACGUCUUUGAUGAUAGUGACAUAAUCGUACGCGAAGAUGAGCCUGCCUCAGUCAUCGCUCUUGCCUUGUCCUCUGCAGACUACACCGCCAAGCUUCGAGAAUUUCGCGGUAACCCCAAGAGUGGCUUCCACGGCCAUCAUGGCCACACAGACUCCCAAUCUAGCUUCAAUUUCGCAGCAGACAUCAGUAGCAAUGAUGCUAGUGAGCAAUCCGCCAUCGAGGCAAGUUUGAUCAGUGAGACCGGCACACACAUGAAAUACAGCUUCAGCCACAACAAUGUCCGGGCGACCUGCAAAAUCUUCUACGCCGAAUCUUUCGAUGCACUGCGACGCAAAUGUGGCGUGAGCGAACGUUUCGUCGAAUCACUCUCCCGCUGCGCAAAAUGGGACUCCAAGGGUGGAAAGACCAAGUCUCUAUUCUUGAAAACACUAGACGAUCGUUUCGUUAUCAAGUCGCUUCAGGAAGUCGAGCUCAAGGCUUUUACAAAGUUUGCUCCUGACUAUUUCGCCUUUUGCGCACAAAGCUUAUUCCACGGUGUUCCUUCUGUGAUUGCGAAAAUGUUUGGUCUUUUCCAAGUCGAACUUCGCAAUCCUAGCAAUGGUGUCGAGUUUUCCUCUUACCUUUUGGUCAUGGAAAAUCUCUUCUACAGUCGCAACCCAACCAGAAAAUUCGACUUGAAGGGUAGUAUGCGUAAUCGCAAGAUUGAGAGCACAGGUCUGCCUGACGAAGUCCUUCUGGAUGAAAACUUGGUGGAAACGAUAUUCGAAAAACCGCUCUUUGUCAGAGAACAUGCUAGAAAGCUGCUCAAAGCAAGUGUGUGGAAUGAUACAAUGUGGCUGUGCAGACAAAAUGUUAUGGACUAUUCUCUCAUGGCUGGCUUUGAUGACGAGAAGAAGGAAUUGGUUGUUGGUAUUAUUGAUUGUAUCAGAACAUAUACCUGGGACAAAAAACUUGAAUCCUGGAUCAAGGACCGCGGAAAGAAUAAGCCGACAAUCACUUCGCCGAAGGAUUAUCGUAAUCGCUUCCGUGUUAGUAUGAUGCAAUAUGUUUUGCAGGCACCCACGGUUUGGCAUUCUUUCCUUGCGCCUGGAUUACCGGUCACUGGUGUCACAUUCAAUUCUGCCGGUGGCGUGGAGGUCAUGAAGGUCGGUAACACGACGGCCGCUGUCAUGUCGAAUGGAGAAGGAAGGAGCGUUGCGGGAAGUUGGGAGGAGAGGAGUACUGCUGACGAGGAUCGCAGGCUUGCACUUACUGAAGGUCAAGUCUUGGAUGAUGCGACUAUUCGUGAGAUGAGCACAAUGUCGUUUGUCUAGUAAUUUCUAGCACAUCAAGCAUAGCCAAGGCGUUUCAAAGGCUUCAACGUCAUCAUAGGUUGCUUCAUCAAUAUAGGUCUUCUACCUU